Messenger RNA from Sphenostylis stenocarpa, 3600 nucleotides. The record is from the annotation of a GenBank genome assembly. Lineage: Eukaryota; Viridiplantae; Streptophyta; Magnoliopsida; Fabales; Fabaceae.
AUGCUUUCUUAUCCAGACUAUUGUAGGAAGACUCAUGGAGAAAAUGGAAGCAUUUGGAACCUUUCUGAUUGUCAUGUACUUUGUUGCAAACAACAUUUCAAUGUUAGCAAUUCUUCAAGGAAAAGGCUAUUUGAACUUCAUGAAAUUUUCAAGACACUACCUGGUGUAGGUAAACAACAGAGAUUUAAUAUUUCGAAAAUAAUUCCUAUGAGUAGCUCAUGCAGAUCAGGCAUUUGGGAGAUGUCCGAUGAUAUUUUAACUAAAAUUUUAUAUUCAUUGGACCCACUGGACCUCACUAGGGUUUCUGCAACAUGUCAUCAUCUAAGAUCCUUGGCUGCUUCAGUAAUGCCUUGUACAAAGUUAAAUCUGUUUCCUCAUCAGCGGGAAGCAGUUGAGUGGAUGUUGCAUCGGGAGCGAAAUGCUGAGCUCUUGCCACACCCUUUAUAUGUAGCUCUCUCAACUGAAGAUGGCUUUAGUUUCCAUGUAAAUACUGUAUCUGGUGAAAUUGUCACUGGGGAAGCUCCCACAGUAAGGGAUUUUCGUGGAGGAAUGUUUUGUGAUGAGCCUGGCUUGGGUAAGACUGUAACAGCUCUCUCUCUUAUUAUGAAGACACGAGGUACAUUGGCAGAUCCCCCAGAUGGGGCACAAGUUGUCUGGUGUCAACAUAAAGGUAAUCAGAAAUGUGGUUAUUAUGAGAUCAGUGGUAAUAACAUCACUGGUUGUUCUACUUUGGGUAAGAGGGAUGUGUGCCAAGAUAUCAGUAGAACUAUUGAUAACCACAAUUACUCCUCAAAAAGAGCCAGAUUGUCAGAUCCGGAUCAGCAAAUUACUAACCUUAAUGGUUCAUGUUCCAGGGAAUUAAACAAAUCACCUGCAGAUGAAUGCUUUCAGGAACCUAUGGAUUCAAAUCAGUACACUAGGAGUUUGAGCCGCAUAAAGAAAAAUCUAUACAUCACAUAUGAAGAGGAAGCAAUGAUUUCCAAGGAAAGAGAAAUUGGUGAAGGAUUAAUCAAAGCAAAGCAUGCGUCAGAUGUUACAUCUCAUGUAUCCCAAAACAAGUUGUCUGGGAGGCCUGAAGGUGAUCAUUUUGGGAACAGUGAUACAUGGAUUCAGUGCGAUGCUUGUCACAAGUGGCGAAAGCUUGCAGAUGAUAGUAUGGCUAGUUCUAGUGCAGCAUGGUUUUGUAGUAUGAAUACUGAUCCUCUUUAUCAAAGUUGUAAUGUCCCUGAACAACAUUUUCAUAACACUUCUGAGAUAACACACUUGCCAGGGUUUCACUUAAAAGGAACUCACGGUGGUGAGAGACAAAAUGUUUCUUUUUUCACCAGUGUGCUUAAGGAGCACUACUCAUUGAUAAAUUCUCAGACAAAGAAAGCCCUGACUUGGUUGGCUAAAAUUUCAACAGACAAACUUGCAGGAAUGGAAACAAAUGGAAUAAGAGGUCCUAUUUUAAACACUUGCAUUGCAUCUGGUAGACAUUGUAAUGCAUUCCACAAAAUAUUUCAAGCAUUUGGCCUCAUAAAGAGAGUAGAUAAAGGUGUGUGCAAGUGGUUCUAUCCUCAACAUCUUAACAAUUUGACUUUUGACGUAGCUGCCCUUGGCAUGGCACUCCGUGAGCCUAUAGAUUUUGUUAGGUUAUACUUGUCAAGAGCUACCCUGGUAGUUGUUCCAGCAAACUUGGUUGAUCAUUGGAAAACACAAAUAGAAAAGCACGUGAGGCCUGGUCAACUGCGGGUUUAUGUUUGGACUGAUCAUCGGAAGCCAUCUGUGCAUUGUCUUGCGUGGGAUUAUGAUGUUGUCAUAACUACUUUUAGUCGAUUGAGUGCAGAGUGGGGCCCACGUAAGAGGAGUGUUUUGAUGCAAGUGCAUUGGUUUAGGAUAAUUUUGGAUGAGGGGCACACUCUUGGGUCUAGCCUGAACUUAACAAACAAGUUGCAAAUGGCUAUUUCAAUGAUAGCUUCAAAUCGAUGGAUACUAACAGGAACUCCUACACCUAACACUCCUAACAGCCAACUUCCACAUCUGCAACCAUUGCUAAGGUUCCUUCAUGAAGAAUCUUAUGGACUGAAUCAAAAGUCAUGGGAAGCUGGUGUGCUUAGACCAUAUGAAGCAGAAAUGGAGGAAGGAAGGUCUCGUCUGUUACGUUUAAUUCACAAAUGCAUGAUUAGUGCUAGAAAGAUAGAUUUACAAAGCAUUCCACCAUGCAUCAAAAAAGUUGUUUAUCUAGAUUUUAAUGAGGAGCAUGCCAGAAGUUACAAUGAAUUGGUAAUCACUGUACGGCGAAAUAUAUUGAUGGCUGAUUGGAAUGAUCCCUCACAUGUUGAGAGUCUACUGAAUCCAAAACAGUGGAAGUUUCGGAGGGCAACCAUAAAAAAUGUCAGGCUUUCAUGCUGUGUUGCUGGACAUAUUAAAGUUACACAUGCUGGAGAAGAUAUUCAAGAAACAAUGGAUAUGUUAGUAGAAAGUGGUCUGGAUCCUACUUCAGGAGAGUAUACCUCCAUAAGAUAUAAUCUUUUGUAUGGUGGUCACUGUGUCAGGUGCAAGGAAAGGUGCCGUCUUCCAGUCAUUACACCAUGCCGACAUCUGUUGUGCCUUGAUUGUGUUUCUGUAGACAAUACAAAGUGUACUUAUACUGGCUGCAGUAAAUUGUAUGAGAUGCAAAGUAGGCUUCCCCGACCUGAAAAUCCUAAUCCAAAGUGGCCUGUACCCAAAGAUCUUAUUGAGCUACAACCUUCAUAUAAGCAGGCAUGGUUUAUGAAAAACUCAGAUAAUUGGGAUCCUGAUUGGCAAUCCACAUCUAGUAGUAAAGUAUCCUACCUUGUUCAGAGGUUGAAAGCCUUGCAAGGAACAAAUGAAGAGUCAAGCUUCGAUCCAGAUAAUAGCAAUGAUGAGAUGCAUAUAGAGAAUAGUUUCUAUCUGCAUGAGGAUAAAUCAACAUUUCAGAAGUGUUCUAAGAGCAACACGAAGACCAAUUUGAACCUUGAGAAAGUUCUGAUAUUUUCUCAAUUUCUUGAGCAUAUACAUGUCAUUGAACAGCAGUUGACUAUUGCUGGUAUCAAAUAUACGGGCAUGUAUAGCCCAAUGCAUUUCAGCAACAAGAAGAAGUCUUUAGCCAUGUUCCAGCAUGAUUCAAGUUGUAUGGCACUUCUGAUGGAUGGAAGUGCUGCAUUGGGUCUUGACUUGAGUUUUGUUACACAUGUAUUUCUAAUGGAGCCAAUUUGGGACAGAAGUAUGGAGGAGCAAGUAAUUAGUCGUGCUCAUCGAAUGGGUGCUUCUCGUCCUAUUUACGUGGAAACACUAGCAAUGCGUGGUACAAUUGAAGAGCAAAUGUUAGACUUUUUACAGGAUGCUGAUAAAUGUAGAAGAUCGCCGAUUAAGGAUGUUGCUGAAUCUGAAGACGAUAGUGGGGGACGAGGAUAUAGGUCCUUGCAUGAUUUUGCUGAAAGCAGUUAUCUAUUGAAACUUAGAUCUGUGUAUACUAAUUCAGAAAGUCCAGAAGAUGAAGAGAUAAUCAUAGAUGGAAGAAUGAAUAGAGUACCACUUGUUGGUGGAAUAUCACCUGUGAGUGACAGACAGGUGGAGUUUCGUGGGGUGAUUUGA